Molecule: messenger RNA, 17600 nt
Organism: Symphalangus syndactylus (siamang)
Lineage: Eukaryota; Metazoa; Chordata; Mammalia; Primates; Hylobatidae
Product: LINE-1 retrotransposable element ORF2 protein
Source: RefSeq, a predicted model, not a curated record
CUUUUGCCUGCCGCCACAUAAGUCGUGCUUUUGUUCCUCCUUUGCCUUCUGCCGUGAUUGUGAGGCCUUCCAGGCAGAUCUUUUCAUAGGAAAUAAUCUAGUGCCUUAAGCUGCUUGGACUAUACAGGAGCCCAUUACAGUCGAUUAAAUGACAGCGUCUCACUCUGUUGCCCAGGCCGGAGUGCAGUGGUGAAAUCUCGGCUCACUGCAACCUCUGCUCCCGGGUUCAAGUGAUUCUCCUGCCUCAGCCUCCUGAGUAGCUGGAAUUACAGGUAAUACUUUUAGUGUCCUGGCUAAAAAUUCCUUGCUGUACAAGUUUCAGUCACCUGCUGUCAGCUGCAGUCUGAAUUUUAUCAUCUCACAUCAUCACGAGAAGGUUCUGUUAUUUCCUCCAUAUGUUUUGAGGCUGUUAGGAGAUACAUUCAUCCUCCAGGGAUGCAAAUAAUAUAAGGCUAUUUCAAUUUAAGGUUUAAUGGUUGGAAGACUAUUGAUCUUAAAAUUCUGACAUUAGUCAUACUAAGAAGUUUUAAAUCACUACAAAAGAAAAGGGAUGGUGAUUACAUAUUCAAAUUAUUGACAGUUAAGCAAAGCAAAUCCACCAUACUACUGAAUGUCCUGAUGAAAAGUCCAUGAACCGCCUUCUUUACUGUUACAGGGCAAUGAAGGAUCCCACUGAAAGCUGUCAAAAGAAAAGAAACUUUAUCCAUGAAUUGGUAUUGCUUGGGAAUAAUCUUUAAGUUUUAUAAGGCUCAGUAGAUUUUGGAUCAUUAAAUACUUCCUAUUCUAUAUAUUUUCAAAUAUAAGUGAAAGGCGCUACAUGUAAAAAGUUCUAAUUGAAUCUUUGGAUUCUAUUUUAAUUAUAAAUAAUAGAUACUAAAAAUAUUUCCAUUUAGCUUUUUUUAAAGUCAGGUUUACUGAGGUAUAACUUACAUAAAUUGUAAUUCAUCCAUUAUACUGCUCAGUUCUAUGUUUUGUCAAAUGCAUAUAGUUGCAAAUCCAUCACCAUAAUCAAACAUAGAACAGUUCUUCAAAACAAUCUUCUCAUUUUCCUUCUUAGUCAAUCUCUUCUCUCCUCCUCCAUUGCCUAUUAACCACUGAUCUGUUGUCUGUUCCUAUAAUUUUGUCUUUUCUGGAUUGUCACAUAAUGGAAUUAUAGAAUAUGUAGGCUUCUGAAUCUGGCUCCUUUCACUUAGCUUUAUACAAUUGAGAUUCAUCUAUGUUGCUGCAUGUAUUAGUACUUUAUUUCUUUUCUUGCUGAACAGUAUUCCAUUGUGUGGAUGUACUAGUCUAUUAUUCAUUAGGUUUUGAAUACUUUUUCUAUUUCCAUUUGAUUAUAUGUUUUCCUACCAUUCUUAAGUUAUAUAUUUGAAUUAAAAUAAUAUAGGAACACAGAAAUAUGACUUCCUUAGGAAGUCAUAUUUCCAAGUUUCCAAAGGAAUCUCUUGCUCAGCUAGCUUCAUCUUUCUUCCUUGUAUCUCUCUUUAUGUUAGAAAGAAGAAGUGUCUUUGCUCCAUUUAGCAAGAUAAUGUCUUACCUGAACACCACUAUGGAAUUUCCAUUUAAUCUCUCUUUCUGAAUAAUACUCAAAAUAGAAAACACAAAUUAAAGACACAGCCAAUUAACCACAACCUUGGCUUCAUAGUCCAUUGAAUUUCUGGAGUUAAAAUGUAAAAUAACUGAAAUAAAGAAUUCACUAGAGAGACUCAACAGCAGAUUUGAGGAGUCAGAAGAGAGAAUCACCAAACUAGAAACUAGUCGAUUGAAAUUUAUUGAAUCUGAGGAGGAGAAAACAAAACAAACAAACAAACAAACAAAAAACAAGAAUAAAGACAAAGGAACAGAGCCUUAGAGACCUGUGGGAUACCAUUAAGUAUAGCAAUAUAAUGGGUAUCCCCCCAAAAGAGGGAGAUAAUAUUUAAAGAAAUAACAGCUGAAAACAUCUCAAGUUUAAUGAAAAAUCCUAACUUGCUAAUCCAAAAAUCUCAAAAAAAUCCAACUAGUGUAAACUAAAAUAAAUGUACAUCUAGACACAUUAUAGUCAAAUCAUCAAAAAAGAAAGACAACACAGAGAGAAUCUUGAAAGCAGCAAGAGAAAAGUGACUUAUCACAUAAAAGGGAUACUGAAAAAAGGUUAACAGCUAAUUUGUCAUCAGAAAGUGCGGAAUCCAGCAGGAAAUGAGUUGACAUAUUCAAAGUGCUGAAAGACAAAUACUAUCAACACAGAUUUCUUCAUUCAGCAAAACUAUUCUUUAAAAAUGAAGGAGAAAUUAAGACAUUCUCAGAUUUUAAAAAGCUGCAAGAAUUUGUUGUUAGUAGACCUAUCCUACAAGAAAUUCUAAAGGAAAUCCUUCAGGCUGAAAUAAAAAGGCAUUAGGUAGUAACUUGAAUCCAAAUAAAACAUAAAGAGUCCUGAUAAGGGUACCUAUGUAGGUAAAUAUAUCAGACAAUAUAAAUAUACUUUUGUUUGUAGGACUUCUUAUAUCUGAUUUAAAAGACAACUACAUAAAGCACUAGUUACAAAACUGUGUAGAUAGAACGGUAAAAAUGUAAUUUGUGACUUUGUGCUAUGACUAUAAUAGCACAAAGGAGGGAGAAAGGGACUGGAACUAUAUUAGGACAAAGUUUAUACUACUGAAAUUUUUUUUUUUUAUUAUACUUUAGGUUUUAGGGUACAUGUGCACAAUGUGCAGGUUUGUUACAUAUGUAUCCAUGUGCCAUGUUGGUUUGCUGCACCCAUUAACUCGUCAUUUAGCAUUAGGUAUAUCUCCUAAUGCUGUCCCUUCCCCCUCCCCCUACCCCACAACAGUCCCCGGAGUGUGAUGUUCCCCUUCCUGUGUCCAUGAGUUCUCAUUGUUCAAUUCCCACCUAUGAGUGAGAACAUGCGGUGUUUGGUUUUUGGUCCUUGCGAUAGUUUACUGAGAAUGAUGGUUUCCAGUUUCAUCCAUGUCCCUACAAAGGACAUGAACUCAUCAUUUUUUAUGGCUGCAUAGUAUUCCAUGGUGUAUAGGUGCCACAUUUUCUUAAUCCAGUCUAUCGUUGUUGGACAUUUGUGUUGGUUCCAAGUCUUUGCUAUUGUGAAUAGUGCCACAAUAAACAUACGUGUGCAUGUGUCUUUAUAGCAGCAUGACUUAUAGUCCUUUGGGUACAUACCCAGUAAUGGGAUGGCUGGGUCAAAUGGUAUUUCUAGUUCUAGAUCCCUGAGGAAUCGCCACACUGACUUCCACAAUGGUUGAAGUAGUUUACCGUCCCACCAACAGUGUAAAAGUGUUCCUAUUUCUCCACGUCCUCUCCAGCACCUGUUGUUUCCUGACUUUUUAAUGAUGGCCAUUCUAACUGGUGUGAGAUGGUAUCUCAUUGUGGUUUUGAUUUGCAUUUCUCUGAUGGCCAGUGAUGAUGAGCAUUUUUUCAUGUGUUUUUUGGCUGCAUAAAUGUCUUCUUUUGAGAAGUGUCUAUUCAUGUCCUCUGCCCACUUUUUGAUGGGGUUGUUUGUUUUUUUCUUGUAAAUUUGUUUGAGUUCAUUGUAGAUUCUGGAUAUUAGCCCUUUGUCAGAUGAGUAGGUUGUGAAAAUUUUCCCCCAUUUUGUAGGUUGCCUGUUCACUCUGAUUGUAGUUUCUUUUGCUGUGCAGAAGCUCAAAAAAGAGAAUUUCAGACCAAUAUCCUUGAUGAACAUUGAUGCAAAAAUCCUCAAUAAAAUACUGGCAAACCGAAUCCAGCAGCACAUCAAAAAGCUUAUACACCAUGAUCAAGUGGGCUUCAUCCCUGGGAUGCAAGGCUGGUUCAACAUACGCAAAUCAAUAAAUGUAAUCCAGCAUAUAAACAGAACCAAAGACAAAAACCACAUGAUUAUCCCAAUAGAUGCAGAAAAGGUCUUUGACAAAAUUCAACAGCCCUUCAUGCUAAAAACUCUCAAUAAAUUAGGUAUUGAUGGGACGUAUCUCAAAAUAAUAAGAGCUAUCUAUGACAAACCCACAGCCAAUAUCAUACUGAAUGAGCAAAAACUGGAAGCAUUCCCUUUGAAAACUGGCACAAGACAGGGAUGCCCUCUCUCACCACUCCUAUUCAACAUAGUGCUGGAAGUUCUGGCCAGGGCAAUCAGGCAGGAGAAGGAAAUAAAGGGUAUUCAAUUAGGAAAAGAGGAAGUCAAAUUGUCCCUGUUUGCAGAUGACAUGAUUGUAUAUCUAGAAAACCCCAUUGGCUCAGCCCAAAAUCUCCUUAAGCUGAUUAGCAACUUCAGCAAAGUCUCAGGAUACAAAAUCAAUGUACAAAAAUCACAAGCAUUCUUGUACACCAAUCACAGACAAACAGAGAGCCAAAUCAUGAGUGAACUCUCAUUCACAAUUGCUUCAAAGAGAAUCAAAUACCUAGGAAUCCAACUUACAAGGGAUGUGAAGGACCUCUUCAAGGAGAACUACAAACCACUGCUCAAUGAAAUAAAAGAGGAUACAAACAAAUGGAAGAACAUUCCAUGCUCAUGGGUAGGAAGAAUCAAUAUCGUGAAAAUGGCCAUACUGCCCAAGGUAAUUUAUAGAUUCAAUGCCAUCCCCAUCAAGCUACCAAUGACUUUCUUCACAGAAUUGGAAAAAACUACUUUAAAGUUCAUAUGGAACCAAAAAAGAGCCCGCAUCGCCAAGUCAAUCCUAAGCCAAAAGAACAAAGCUGGAGGCAUCACGCUACCUGACUUCAAACUAUACUACAAGGCUACAGUAACCAAAACAGCAUGGUACUGGUACCACAACAGAGACAUAGAUCAAUGGAACAGAACAGAGCCCUCAGAAAUAAUGCCGCAUAUCUACAACUAUCUGAUGUUUGACAAACCUGACAAAAACAAGAAAUGGGGAAAGGAUUCCCUAUUUAAUAAAUGGUGCUGGGAAAACUGGCUAGCCAUAUGUAGAAAGCUGAAACUGGAUGCCUUCCUUACACCUUAUACAAAAAUUAAUUCAAGAUGGAUGAAAGACUUACAUGUUAGACCUAAAACCAUAAAAACCCUAGAAGAAAACCUAGGCAAUACCAUUCAGGACAUAGGCAUGGGCAAGGACUUCAUGUGUAAAACACCAAAAGCAAUAUACUACUGAAAUUAAGUUGAUAUUAAUCCAAACUAGGUUGUUUCAAAAUAAGAUAUCAAUUGUAAUCCUCAGGGCAACUACUAAGAAAAUAGUUAAACAGUAAAGUAAAAGAAACAUAAGAAAAUGAAAAUGGAACACAGAAAAUAGCUACUUAAUACAAAAAGAAACAGUAUUUGAAGAAUAGAGACGCAAAAAAAGACAUAAGACAUACAAUAUACCAAAAAAAACCAUAAAUCCAACUUUAUCAGUGAUCAUAUUAAAUGUAAAUAGACUAAAAUUCCACCCUAAGAUCCCAGUAUUUCUAGAGCUAUGGGAGAAAAUACAGCCACUGCUUGAAAGACUGCAAGGGAAACAGCGUCCUCAGAGGACAGCCAGGUUUUCAGUGAAGGAAAAAGAUGAAGAGAAUCAUGGUGAAUUUCAAAAGUUACGAAAGUGUGGGAAAAAAGAUAGGAUCAAGAAAUGGCAAAGCCUUAUGGGGAUUAGAGAGUGGGAAAUGAAGAAAGACCUGGAAUUAGGAGAUGCUUAUGGUGUUCAUGCAACAGGGAUAAAAAUCAUGAGGUGAGUCUUGGUGUAUGGACUCAAGUCAGUGAGUUUUAGUGGAAAGGGUAGAUGUUUGUGGCUCCUUUCUGAAUUCUGUUAAUUGAGCAGAAGACAUUGAGGAACUAUUGUCUCAGUUCAGAACUUACUGAUCAUGCUGGGGAAGGGGUAGGCCUACUCUGAGUGGGAGCUUCCCCUUGGGUCCUAUUAAUAGAGUUAAAGAGGACUGUGAAAAGCAAAGCUUGCUCAAAGUGUGGGUCCCUUCUCAACCUUCCUCCUCCUCCUCAUCAUCAUCAGUAUCAUCAGCAGCAUCAAUAUGACCAAGUUAUGAUAAGUUUUUCACAUAAUAGUCAUGCUCCUAUUUGGAAAAAUGAAAAUGACAGCCUAGUUAAAUCAAUUUUAUUAUAAAUACAUAUGUUAUUAUCACUUAGUGGAGAAUGAAUUCUUUGCUUAUUUUAUUGCAUUUCCAGCAAAUUAUGAACACUUUUUAAAUAUUAAAUACUAAGAAAUAAAUAUAUUGUAAGCUGAAUUACUAAAAUUACAUAUAUUAAGAUAAACUACUUCAAACAAAAGUGUCAUUACAUAUAAAAGAAUCUGAGUAGUCUUUAAAUUCGCUCCCAAUGGCCCUUAAAUUAACCAUGUACCAUAAUAUUAUAUAACAUAUCUGUAUUUACUGUUUCAUUCAUUUGACAUAUGUUUAUUAAGCACUUAUAGGUCUACAUUAUUAGAGGUGUUAAAGUUUCAGUGGUAGAAAAUACACCAGAUCUCUGAUCUCACGAUACUUGAAUUAUAGAGGAGGAGUUAGACAACAAACAAAUAAACAAGUGAUGUCAGAUAAGUGCUCUGAGAAAACAUAAUGCAGGGAAAGGCAAUAAAGCCUGACAUGGGGUGGAAGGAAUGGAAAGGAAGGCGCUAUUUAACAUUGAAUUAGUGUGAAAGUAUUGGGCAUAAGAAAGAGUGGGUGCAAAAGCCCUGAGCCAGGUGUAUGCUUGGUCUGAUAAAGUGGAUUUCGGGAGGCCAGGUAGGCUGAAAUGGAGUUAAAUAAUGCAGUGAGUGAUGGAAAAUGAGAAUAGGGAAGUUAGAUGGUGGUGAAGAGUCUGAGUCUUACUGUGAAUGAGAUGAGGAACUAUCAGAGUUUUGAGCAGAAAAAUUACAUGAUCUACAUUGCGUGUUUACUUUAUAAACAAUGUCUCCAUGUUUACUUUGACUGCUAUGCCAGGAAUACAUUGUAGGGAGCAAGGGCACCAUCCGAAAGACAAAUUUUGAAGCAGUUAAAAUAAUCCAUGUGAGAGAUGACAGUGACUUGGACAAGGUCGAUAGAGGAGAGGUUGUAAGAAGUGGUUCAGUUUUGAAUCUAUUUCACAAACAAGAGGUAACAGGAAUUGUUGAUGGAUUGGCAGUGGAGGUGUGAGAGGGAAAAAAAAAAAAGUAAAAUGGACAUUGAUGUUUUAAGCAUAAGCAGCUAAAAAAAUACAUUUGCAAUUGAUUGAAAUGGGAGGGACUGAGGAAGAAGCCAUUUAGGGAAGAAGUCAAGAGUUGAUUUGGACAUCAAGUGAAGAUGUCAAGUGAGCAGUUGGAUAUGAGGGUCUGGAAUUUAACGGAAGAGUCUGGGUCUGCAAACAGACAUUUGAAAGUCAUUAAGAUGUGGAAGAUAUUAAAGCCGCAAGGGCUGGAAGAGAUCGAGACGGUGAACAUAAACAGAGAGAAGAGGCCUGAGGACUGAGCACUGGGACAUUCCAACACAGGAAGAGGAGAGGGUUUGCCAAAUAGAAGAAAGUCUAAAAGUGAUAAAAGGACAUUUUUUAAAUCAUUUAAAAGUUAUCAGAAAAAUAUGGGACCCGUCACACUUUUCAUGCAGAUAUGGAGAGAAAGGGUAUUAUAGAGGCAGUAAUAGAAAAAAAUAUAUCCAUUGCAAUUUUAUCAUAUUAUGUUCUUAUAUUCUCUCGUAUAUAUUAUAUAGUAUAUUAAUUUAUAGAUAUAUAUUCACAUAUUCAUGAAUGAAUCCAUUACAGUGCCUAUUAUAACCACUGUCCCUUUCUUAGGACGCUUUUUAAAAAAUCUUCAGCUAGCUACUAACAAAAUGACCCUUUAGGCUGAGAUAAGGGUCUGUGAGCCUGAAGAAGUUACCCAUGAGAAGGAUGGAAAGUGGAAGUCCCGUAAUAAAGAGAAACAAACUCCAGAGUGAAGAGAGAGGUGGCAGGCUGAUCACAACCCGAGGCAGAUGGUUAUUGAGUCAUGAUAAUAGUGAGUUUUGUUGGCCAGGUGCAGUGGCUCAUGCCUGUAGUCCUAACACUUUGGGAGGCCUAGGAAGUGGAUCUCUCCAGCCCGGGAGAUUGAGACCAGCCUGGGCAAUAUAGUGAGAACCCAUCUCUAAAAAAGAAAAAUUUCAAAAAUAGUGUUGUUAAGGUCUGCUAAGGGAAAAACAAGAUAAACUUGGUGCAAGAAGAUAUUUGGAUUUUUUCUGAUUCCUAAAGUACAUAAAUCAGUCCCUAUGAUGAGGCUGGUGUAGAUGGCUCUCUACUUAUGUGACAUUUCUGUUGCUCUUGCUGUCAUGAGUGCAUUCAGAUGAAACUCAUUAGUGUUUCCACUGAGGAAGGGUUCUAAUCUUUGCUUCCAGAAAGAUCUUGGUUUAUACUCAAAAUUAAAUAUUUACACUAUUUGUUGUUAAGUCAAUAAAUAAUGCCAAUAAAUAUUGAUUUAAAAGUCAAAAAGAAUCGUUAAUCAUUUACUGUGCUGAUAUCACAAGAAAUAAUAAAGUGCAUUCAUGCUAAAAUCAUAAUUAAAAUUUAGUAAGGUAUUCACUAUUUUAAAUUAAAUUGGUUUUACAAGUGUGACAAGAAGCUGUGUGGUAGACGAUCUUCACAGCAUAAAAAUUUUGAAACUAACUGCAGGGUAGAGCUCUAAAAUCUUAAAUUUCUUUUAAGAUUUUAAAAUGAGUAUGGUUUUAAGUCUUAUAUGAGUAUGGUUUGAAAAAGAGUAGUGACCCCCAAAAUUCUAAAGUGGAAAUCUGAAGGCUCGAGUUUUAAUCCCAGCUCUGCCACCAAAAGCUGUAUGUUAUUUAGCAAGUACCUGAUAUUCUUAUUUGUCAAUUAUACUUCAAUAAAGCUGAAAAAAACCAAAUAACUAAAACUCUUGUCUCAGUUUCUUUAAAGUGAGGUGAUUGAAAUACAUGAUUUUUCAAGUUUCUUUAAGUCUGUAUGACACACAUUUCUCUAGGAACAUAAUGUAAAUUGAAACUUCUUCCAGAAUAAGGCUAUCAUAUCGAUAGGAACUAGGAAACUCCGGAUGUUUGAACAGAGUUUUAGAAGUAGCAGAACACAGUCACUCCUUCCAUGUUAAGAUACCUCUAAAAUAUGUACAAAAGCUUCAUAUUUUGUGUAGACACCAGAUAAACCUCUGACUAUGCUUAGGGUAGCCCAAGUUAGACUUGCCUGGGCUAAACAGUAUGGUAAGGUUUUGAUUGCCUGAGGUUGAAAUAUGCCGUUAGACCACCCUCACUCAACUCUGCUAACAAAUGUUCAUUGAGCUGCUAUUGUAUGUUAAGUCACAUGUUAGGUUCCAGGGAUUCAACAAUGAACAAGAGCACAGCACCUGUUUGAGGUGAUAAAUGAUGAGUAAUCAGAAAAUUACAAUUAUGCAACAAAUACCUUGACAGAGAAAAGUUCUAUGGAAGCAGCAGGUAGGUGUAUCUUGCUUAGACCAAUGGGAUAGGGAAAAAUUCAAAAAUGGAAGAUUAUCUGAACAAGACCUAAGAGUCAAAUUAUUGGGAUAGGGAGAAACAGAAAGAACAGAAUGUAUUGAGAUCUGAAACUAAGUGUGAGGACAGGAGUUGUAAGAGAUGAGGCUGGAAAAGUCAGGGGUGUGAAAGGAAAAUAAAUCUUGGGGCCCCAAAAUCACUAAGCUAAAGGGAAAAGUCAAGCUGGUAACUGCUUAGGGCAAACCUGCCUCCCAUUUUAUUCAAAGUCAUCCGUCUGCUCACGAGAUAGAUGCAUAUCUGAUUGCCUCCUUUGGAAAGGCUAAUCAGAAACUCAAAAGAAUGAAACCAUUAGUCUCUCAUCAACCUAUGACCUGGAAGCCCCCUCCCUGCUUCGAGUUGUCCCACCUUUCUGGACAAAACCAACAUAUGGCUUACAUAUAUUGAUUGAUGUCUCAUGUCUGCCUAAAAUUUAUAAAACCAAGCUGUGCCCUGACCACCUGGGGCACAUGUCGUCAGGAUCUCCUGAGGCUGUGUCAUGAGUGCAUGUCCUCAACCUUGGCAAAAUAAACUUUCUAAAUUAACUGAGACUUGUCUCAGAUUUUCAGGGUUCACAGGGGGAUGAAGAAAAUGCCUCCUAAGCCAUAUUUUAAAAAUUAAACUUUAUGGCCAGGUGCAGUGACUCACACCUGUAAUCCCAGCACUUUGGGAGGCCGAGGCAGGUGGAUCACCUGAGGUCAGGAGUUUGAGACUAGCCUGGCCAACGUGGUGAAACCCCGUCUCCACUAAAAACACAAAAAUUAGCCGGGUGUGGUGGCAGGUGCCUGUAAUCAUAGCUAUUUGGGAGGCUGAGGCACGAGAAUUGCGUGAACCCAGGAGGUGGAGGUUGCAGUGAGCCGAGAUUGCGCCACUGCACUCCAGCCUGGGUGACAGAGUGAGACUUUUUCUCAAAAGAAAAGAAAAAUUAAACUUUAUAUCAUUGUCAAUGGGGAGCUAGGGCCAUGUUCUAAACAGGGGAGAGAUAAGAUCAAAUUUAUAAUUUAGAAAUGUAAUUAGUUGCAGAGGAAAAAAUGGAUGAGAGAAGACUAGCUCUAGAAUUUGCGAGGCUGAAUUAAUAAUCCAGUUGAGAAAGGAAUGGUAUUGUUAAUUAAGGGAGUGGUAGUGGUGAUGUGAAGAAUUCAAAAGACUCUCAAAGUGCUUAGGGUGCAGAAUAGACAGGAUAUAGACGUGGAGACAAGGAAGGUAAAGAUAAAACCCAGGUUUAUGGCUUAGUCAAUGCAGAUCUUCUACUGAAGUAGAAACAUAGGGCAGGAACAAGUUGAUUAGAACAAACAAAACAGAAAGAAAAUAAAAGAAAGAAAAAGAAAAAAAGUAAUGAGCUAACUUUUCGACAUGUUGACUUCAAUGUCCCAUGGGAUAUCUGAGUUAGGUGGUGUAAUAAAUCAGUAGUAAUAAGCACUUAUUUCAAAAUGAGAAUUUGUUCCAAAGCACUUGACAUAUUAGGGAACAAUUUGAGUAUAACGUGAAUAUCACGUGCUUAUGCAUGAAUGAAGAAACCUGAACCCCACUGAUUUGAACCAGGGGAAUGCACAAAAUGCUCACUUGCACACACCAGAAACUGCCACCUCCACCCACCUUGUGUGCUUUCCUCGAGUUUUGCUAUUCUUUUGCAUUUGUGAAUUCUCUUGAAAAACCACUCAUCCAACUUCCCAAACUGUCAAAUCUUACUGGUUUAAAAAUGCCAAGCAGGACCUGGCAUAGUGGCACACGCCUGUAAUCCCAGCACUUUGGAAAGGCGAGGCGGACAGAUCACUUGAGCCCAGGGGUUCGAGACCAGCCUGGGCAACAUGGUGAAGUCCUGUUACUACAAAAAAUAAAAUAAUAAAAUAAUUAGCUGGGUGUGGUGGCACGCACCUGUAGUCCCAGCUACCAGGGAAGCUGAGGAGAGAGGAUCACCUGAGCCCAGGAAGUUGAGGCUGCAGUGAGCCGUGAUUGUGCCUCUGCACUCCAGCCUGGGAGACAGAAUGAGACCCUGUUUCAAUAAAAUAAAAUAAAAUAAAAUAAAAUAGCCAAGCAAUGUGUGAAAUGGAAAGCUUUACAUUUUCAGGAGCAAAUUGAAAUAAUACAGCAUUUUGAAAAAAUGAGAGGAUAUGUGAUAUCUCCUGAGCAACAGAAAUAAAGGCAUUAUACUGUGGACCAUCAGAGACAAUGCUACAGAAAUAAAACAAAGGUCUAUGCUGUAAAAAUAAAAGAAAGUUUUAUGCCUGCAAUAACUUCAAGUGCUAUGAUGUCAAAUGAGUAACAAAGCCUAGAGCAAUAAAAAACGUUUUCUUAGGUGGAAAGAUUGUUGGACAUACAGAUUGAAGAACAACAGCAAAAAAGAAUUGGGAAUAACUUUUCUUGCAAUGUAAGUGAAAACUCUCUCUAUAUAAGAAGACUUUCCAUAGAAAUUGCCAAAUCCUGCAAAACUGGCUGUGUUUAGUGGUAGUAUUAGCGCAUAGCUGGUUUGGUGGUUUCCAACAUCACUACAACUUCCAAAGCCUUCAUCAGUUGGGCAAAGCCACAAGUGCAGAUGAGAAUGCUGCAAAAUAGCUUCCAGUACUGAUAGGGAAGUUAAUUGAAAAAGAAGGCUACACAUUGAAUCAAAUUUUCCAUUUUGAUGAAACAGGUAUCUAUUAUAAACUAAUUUCUUUAAGAACCUCCAUCUCCAAGACAGAACACCAUUCCGCAUAAUUUAAGGCUGCGAAAGCUUAAUUGUGAUGUUCUGUGCGAUAGCAGAAUUUAAGACUUUUUUUUUUUUAUUUUUAUUUUAGGUUCAGGGGUACGUGUGAAGGUUUGUUACACGCAUAAAUUGUGGGUUGCUGGGGUUUGGUGUACAGAUUAUUUCAUCACCCAAGUAAUAAGCACAGUACUCAAUAGGUAGUUUUUCUAUCUUCACCCUCCUCGCAUCCUCCACCCUCAAGUAAGCCCUGGUGUCUGUUGUUUCCUUCUUUGUGUCUAUACGUAUUUACUGUUUAGUUCUCACUUGUAAUCUGAGAACAUAGGGUAUUUGGUUUUCCGUUCCUGCAUUAGUUCACUUAGGAUAAUGUCCUCCAGCUGCACCCAUGUUGCUGCAAUGAACAAGUUCUUGUUCUUCUCUAUGGCUGCAUAGUAUUAUUCCAUGAUGUUUAUGUAACAUAUUUUCUUUAUGCAGUCUCCUAUUGAUGGGCAUUUAGGUUGAUUCCAUGUCUUUGCUAUUGUGAAUAGUGUUGUGAUGAACAUAUGUGCAUGUGUCUUUACGGUAGAAUGAUUUAUAUUCCUCUGGGUAUAUACCCAAUAGUAGGAUUGCUGGGUUGAAUGGUAAUUCUGUUUUAAGUUCUUUGAGAAAUCACCAGACUGCUUCCCACGAUGGCUGAACUAAUUUACAGUCCUAUUGGCAGUGUAUAAGCAUUCCCUCUUCUCCACAACCUCGGCAGCAUCUAUUUAUUUAUUGAUUUUUUAAUGACAGCCAUUCUGACUGGUGUGAGAUGGUAUCUGUUAACAUUUAAAGUGAACAUUUAAGAGAUGCUAAUUGCUGCUACUGACGGUGAGAAUGCAGAAAGUGUUGCAGAAUUUUGGAAGGGAUUACUGUCAAAAUGGACCUUGUAGAAACCCGGAAUGAUGUAAUAAAAGAAUAUUUGCAUUGUAUGUGAUAGAAAUCUCUCCAUAACUUAAUUCAUGGAUUUGAAGGAUUUGAAGUUUCCAAGCAAUUUUAUUAAAAAUUAAGGCAAGCUGUGUUGACCUAGCAAAGCAGGUUGGAUUUGAGGAGGUAGAAAAUGAAGAUGUGGAAGAGCUACAAGACUCUUACCCUGAUGAUCUAAUCAUAGAAGACUUGAAACAACUUACUGCCGUUGGCCAAAUAGAGGCAGAAGAUGAUGAAGAUGAGGAUGAGUACAAAAGCCAGAAAAUAGCUUGACAAUUUUAUGUUUUAUAAAUAAUUUUAUAACAAUUCAUAAUUUGACUCUCAGAGCACAAACUUAAUUGUAAGUUUUUCAGGGGCACAACCUGGAGAAAAAUUACUCUUAAACUAAUUUAUCAAAUGUUCUACCUUCAAUAGGAUAAACUUUUUUUUUCUGCCUGCACAGUAUUUACAUAACUUUGGUUAUUCCGUGAAAUGUAUCCACAGGCUUCUCAAUGCAAAUGUCCACAUUUUCUCCAGAACUGCCAUAUUAAAAAUAGGCUACAUUUUGUUAGUAGGCCUUUAAGAUAUAUAACAAAGAAGAAUUUUUCAUUUUCCGCAAAGUUUAACAAAAUACAUUACAAAAAACCUGAGAUAAGAAACAUUCCAAUUUGGAUUUUCCAAGAUAAAAAUAAGUCUGUGGAUGGAUCAUUUGUUAUUAAUUUUUAACAUUAAAUGUAGUGAAGUUGAGUCUGUGAAUAUCUCUUCAUAGAAAAUUAAUGUCAGUAACAAUACAGGGAAGGGGAAUUCAUUCUAACUCAAUCAUAAAUGGCUAAUACAUGGUUAAUAUGUGCCUGUGUGCAAGACAAUCAAAUAGCAGUGUAGUUAUUGAAGGGGAAGCCCUGAAGCUUACAUAACUGAUUCAUACUUAUAAUUCUAUACUUACCACUGUUUAUGGAAGCAAUGAAUCAAAGGAAAAACGAUGUUAUUUAAAUUUAAAACUGCAUGCCAAUGGCUUUUAAACAUCAAGAUUGGAAAAUUCCCAAACAAGGAAUUUUCAGAUUCCUAACUCCAGCAAAACUAACUUGGAAGUAAUUCUGCGAUAUGUUAUAGAAGGGUGUACAAGGUUGAAAAUGCUGUUUUAUGCUACUGACAAACUGCCCUUGUUCCUGCUCCCCAAACCUCUCCAUGCAUAUAGACUCAUUAGGCUGCUGGCGAGUGAUAAGGGAUAAUAAUCCUUGCCACCUGCCUGUCUCACAGCAAUAUUAGGAAUACUAAUGACAAUAUUGAGAAUGUGUCUAAUGAGAGCCUCUUGAGAGAUUUUGAAAUCCACAGAAGAAAUAUCUGCGUAAUUAUUUUGAGAUUCAUCCAUUAGGUGUAUGUAUCAAGACAUAAUUUGUAAAAUUUUGGGAUAGUAUUUUAUCAUAUGGAUAUAUCACAAUUUGUUUAUCCAUUCUUCUGUUCAUGAACAUUUGGGUUGUUCUCAGUUUUGAGAUAUUAUUGUUUUUAAAGCUGCUGUGAGCAUUCAAGUACAAGUUAUUGUAUGGACGUUUUGCUUUCAUCGUUCUUGGGUAAAUAUCUAGAAGUGGAAUAGCUGGAUCAUGUGUUAGGUGCAUGUUUAACUUGUCAUGAAACUGCCAAAUUGCUUUCCAAAGUGAUUGUACCAUUUUAUAUUCCCAUCGGCUGUAUAUGAAAGUUCCAGUUUUUCUACAUCCUCACCAAAACUUGGAUGUGAUCAGUCUUUUUAAUUCUAACCAUCUGUGUCUAGGGAUGUUUCAUUAUGGCUGUCAUUUGCAUUUUCUUAAUGACAAAUGAUGUUGUGUAUCUUUUCAUGUACUUAUUUUCUCUACAUGCAUCUUCUCUGGUGAGGUGCUUGUUCAAAUAUUUUGCCAAUUUUAUGAGUAAAUCAUGUUAUUACUGAGUUUGAAAAGUCCUUACAUAUUCAGAAUACAAGUGGGUUUUUUUUUUUUUUUGAGACAGAGUCUUACUCUCUUGUCCAGGCUGGAGUGCAGUGGCAUAAUCAUGGCUCACUGUAACCUCCGCCUCCUGGGUUCAAGUGAUUCUCCUGCCUCAGCCUCCUGAGUAACUGGGGUUACAGGUGCACACCACCAUGCCCAGCUAAUUUUUUGGGUUUUUUUUAGUAGAUACGGAGUUUCACCGUGUUGGCCAGGCUGGUCUUGAACACCUGACAUCAGAUGAUCUGCCCGCCUUGGCCUCCCCAAGUACUGGCAUUACAGGUGUGAGCUGCCUCACCCGGAUGGAUACAAGUUCUUUAUCAGAUAUGUGCUUUGCAAAUUUUUGUCUUAGUCUAUGAUUUGUCUUUUCAUUUCUCUCAGUAAUGUUUCAUAGUUUUCAGUGUACAUGGCUCCUUGUCUUUUGAAAGAUUUAUCCCUAAACAUUUAGUAUUUUUUUCUCAGUUGUGCUAGUCACAUUUCAAAUGUUCAACAGCAAGAUGUGGUUAGUGGAUUUAUUAGACAGCACAGAUAUAGGACAUUUUCAUCUUCUCUAGUGUCAGACUAGACUAGGUUAUAGACCAUUUUGACCAUUUUUCUGUUAUAGACCAUUGAGUUAUAUUUAAAAUAAGUGGAGUGCUAAGACAGUAGCUCUUAAAUAUUCUCACCACACACAAAAAGGGUAACUAUGUGAGGUGAUGAAUAUGUCAAUUAGCUUGACUGUGGUAAUUAUUUUACUACUCAUUAAAAAUCAUUUUGUACACCUUAAAUAUAUACAAUUUUUAUCUGUCAGUUAUACCUCAAUAAGUCUGAGGGGAAAAGAUAAUUCAGAUGGCAAAAAACUUUUAAAUUAUCUCCUAAGAUACUUUGUGAAUAUUUACUUUGUUAUGAAAUACCAAAUUGUAUACUUCUUUUCCUUAAAAAAAAAGUUAAAACCUAACAUAAAGUAAAAUUAAUUAUGAGUUUUAGGUAUGUGACUACUGGAUUUAAAAAUGAAAAUAUAGUUAAGAAUUCUUACCCAACAGUUGAGACUAAAAUAGGAUAGAGAGAAACAAGUACUGAUUUAUAUAUAUAUUUUUUACCUUUGGAAAGCAAAGGUUCAAAUUUGCAUAAUCAUUAACUUUACCUAUUUCUGGUCUUAGCUGGUCUUUUGACAUACUCAUGUUGUUUGAUGUUUGAUGUGGGCUCCAAAAUAUGUUUGGGAAACAAACGUGAUAAAUGUUUACCACGACACCACUCCAAACUUACACGGUGCAAGCUUUAAUAACCUUCAAUGACCUAACUCAUUCAAAAGUAUGCUUCUUGUUGAGAGUGCUUUAAUUAUUCCAUUGCCAUUUAUACUUUCUGUAUAUCAAAGCACUAAUUUAACACCAUGUGACCUUUACAGUAAGCAUCAAACAUAAUUUCAGAAUAGGACACAAAGAUUUUUUUCCCAGUCUUCAUCUGUAUCAUGCUUCGAUGUGUGUGGAUAUCUUUAAAAUCAUUGAUCUGUUUUUCUGUGUACCCACUGCCCCUGCUGAAAUUUGUACUUAGAAUCUAUUUACUUGUGCUCUACAUGGCUCUGAUUUUGAAAUUCCGAUUUGGAAAGCUUUAUUUAUUCAGAUCCCAUAAUGCUGAUCUGGUGGUUGUAAAGAGCAGGUUUUGUACCUUCUCAUAUAAGGGUUAUGGAAAAUAAGGCAUUAAAAUUUGCUGCCUUCUCAAGAGGCUCUCCAUAUUCCUACUGGUCAUGGAGUAAUGGGGCAGGGUGUGCACAAACAGGAACAAACCUAUCUCCCAGUUUGUUUUUGCUUUUCUGUGGUAAUCCCCUGUACAUCCCAUGUUGAUGCAUCAGAAAUUUUAUGCAGUUAAUUAUAUAAAUUGUUCAGCUUGAUGAAGUAGAUUGAGGAAACUUCUACCAUCAAAGUUUCUAGCUGAGCUGCCACAGUGUAAUGAGUGGUCUUCAGUGACAGUGGCCAAGGGCCAUUGAUUUUGAAUAAUGUUUGUCCAGGGUUUUAGACAUAAAUGUUAUCAAGAACUCUUUGUCCAUCCACCUGAUAAUUAAGGAAGGGUGAGGAGUCCUCAAGGGGCUCCUAAAAAAAGGUCACUGUGGACUUGGUUGACUUCCACAUUUACAAGUAGCACUUUCUUUCCCUAUGCAUGGGGAUAAUACCAUUCUUCAGUGCACUUAAGUAUUAAGCACUUGAUGUUUCUGUGGCAUUUGUAGCCAAGAAGAUUUAUUGAAUUUCAUUAUAACAUAUUGCAUACAAGGCAGUACAUUAUUUCUUAUUGUUAUGCAACUAAAAUAUUCAUAUAGUUAAAAAAUUUAAACAGCUCAUGUAAACUUUUUAAAACAGCCUAUAAUGAAAAAUGAGUUUCCCUUUACCUAUUCUGAAAUUUUAUUUAUUUAUUUAUUUUUUUGAGACGGAGUCUCACUCUGUUGCCCAGGUUUGAGUGCAGUGGCAUGAUCUCGGCUCACUGCAAGCUCCGCCUCCCAGGUUCACGCCAUUCUCCUGCCUCAGCCUCCCAAGGAGCUGGGACUACAGGCGCCCACCACCACACCUGGCUAAUUUUUUGUACUUUUGGUAGAGAUGGGGUUUCACCAUGUUAGCCAGGAUGGUCUCAGUCUUGAUCUCCUGACCUCGUGAUCAGCCCGCCUCGGCCUCCCAAAGUGCUGGGAUUACAGGCAUGAGCCACAGCACCCAGCCCUGAAAUUUUACAUUUAAUAAGCAUAGAUCAAC